UUGCCUAUAAGAGGAAACUCUUCUCCGCAGCCAGGCAGAAGAGGGUUUUCUUCUUCUCUCCUUGUUCUUGUUCUUCCCAUUCCGUCUCCGGAACAAGGCAAGCGGGAGGAGGAGUACGUACGGGUGUGGCAACUAAUUGAACUGCCGAACAAAGGGACCGGUUUUGGUGCUGCGAGCGGCGGCGCCGGAUCCGUUGAGAUCGAUCUGCUGUUGAUUAGCCAGAAGAGUGUCUUCGUCGUCGAUCGCGUUUUCAAGAUGCCGAGGUCUGCCAUGGAUUGCAGCUCCGACGAGUCAUCAGACCUAAGUGAUACAGAUAUUGAUGACUAUGCUGAGCAGACGUACUUGAACCUGAAGUCAGGCAAGCUCGUGGCAAGGUAUGGUGCUGACAGGUUCAGAUGCCCGUUCUGCCUGGGGAAGAAGAAGCAGGACUACCGUUACAACGAGCUGCUUCAGCACGCUGUUGGGGUGGGCGCAUCCAACCGCGCUGCGAAGGUGAAGGCAAACCACCUGGCCCUGGCCAAUCUUCUGAAGAAUGACUAUUCUGAUGCAGCAGGCUCAUUGCCGUCGAGGCAAGCAGAUGCACUCAUUAAUCCUCCUAAGCCAGUGCAAGAUCAGGAGUUGUUUGUUUGGCCCUGGAUGGGCAUCCUUGCCAAUGUUCCAGCAGAGCAAACACAGAGAGAUGGAGCCAUUCUGAUGCAGCACUUAGCUCAUUUCAAUCCUUCGCAUUUUGAUGCUGUGCAUUCUCCCGACGGAUACACUGGCUUUGCAGUUGUCCGUUUCACCAGUGAUUGGAUUGGGUUCAAGGAUGCCUUGGCUUUCCACAACAACUACAAAUCACGUCACUUAGGUAAGAUGGAUUUGAAUGAGGCAAGUCGACGGGGGAAGUACAUUUGUGGUUGGCUGGCAAAAGAGGAGGACUACAAAGCUGAUGAUCCAGUUGGUAUGUUCUUAUCGGCAAAUGGUGAGCUAAAGACAGUGUCUGAACUGCAACUUGAGCUAUCCCGCAAGACUGAAACCAUCAUAGCUAGUUUGACAACCCAGAUUUCUGCUAAGAGCAAGUAUAUGAUGGAACUCGAGAUCAAGUGUAACAAGAUGAAUCUCGCUCUCCGAAGGGCCAUGGAAGACAGCGACUCGCUGCACCAACGCUACAAUGAAGCAAUGCGAAAGAUGCAGUCUGCUGCUCGUGAACACUCGCUGAAAAUCUUUCAAGAGACUGAUCAGCUGAGGAAGCAGUUGGAUGAGAAAGAGAGUGACAUCCAAAGGAGAUCCAAGCAACUGAGUGAAAUAGUUGCUCAAACUGACAUGGAAAGAAGAAAACUGAAAAAUGAGAGGAAAAAGAAUGCUGGUCAAAAUGACUCCCUCCACAUGGCCAGAGUUGAGCAACAGAAAGCCAAUGAAGCUGUGCGGGUUCUUGUUGAGAAACAUAAGAAAGAGAAGGAAGUUGCUCUGAACAAAAUACUGCAGUUAGAGAAGCAGCUGGAUGAGAAGCAAAAACUGGAGCUGGAAAUACAACAACUUAGAGGCCAGCUGGAGGUGGUGAAGCACAUGGAGGGUGAGGGUGUUGAUGUGAAGAAACGUACUGAAGAACUCACUGAGGAACUAGAAAACAAAAUUGAUGAUAUGGAAGAUCUGGAAGCUCUAAAUCAAACUCUCAUUAUCAAAGAACGGAUGACCAAUGAUGAACUGCAAGAUGCAAAGAAAGAGCUGAUUUCGGGCUUGUCAGAUCUGUUAGGCCCUCGGAGCAACAUUGGAAUUAAGAGGAUGGGUGAACUGGAUGAGAAGCCAUUUAUUCAAGCUUGCAAGCAAAAAUAUGGGGUCGAGGCUGAAACAAAAGGCCUUGAAUUAUGUUCCAUGUGGCAAGAUAAACUUAAGGAUGCAAAUUGGCAUCCUUUCAAGGUGGUGGUUACAGGGGAAAAGACAGGGCAAAUCAUCAAUGAGCAUGACGAAGAGCUGGCAGGCUUGAAGCAGGAGCUCGGCCAAGAGGUGUACCAGGCUGUGACCACGGCGCUGCUGGAGAUUAACGAGUACAAUGCCAGCGGCAGCUACGUCGUCUCUGAACUCUGGAACAACAAGGAGAAUAAAAAGGCCAGCAUGGGGGAUGUUGUGCAGCACAUCCUGAAACAGUGGAAGCUGCAGAAACGCAGGAGAUGAUAAACUUGCCACUGGAGCUGGAGCAAUCUAAGAUGUGUUUCCAUCCUCAUUGCUUACAGUAACAACUGAAAAAAUUGUCUUCAUUUUGCAUGCUUGUAAUUAGCCACAUAUCUGUGACUGGUGUGCAGUUUUGAGGGUCGACAGCUGUUGAAGAUGGUCUUCCUCUGAAGAUGCGGAGUGUGGCGGUGCUUUUGCUUGGCGGUGUGAUGAUUUACCCUGGUCACCUUUUGUUUCGUUUUGGAGUUCAGGAGAUUAGAAAAAACUGCAAUGAUAAAGAUUUUGUCGGUUAACUGCGGGUUGUGUACUAGUCUGACAGCACCCUGAUGUUUCUCCACUUGAACCAUUCUGGAGAUGUCAGCAUUUUUGCAAGAACUAUUACUAUUCUUGGCACCUGCAGUUGAUAUAUAUGCAAGAGCAAUUUGGUUCUUUGUA
This is a messenger RNA of Brachypodium distachyon (stiff brome), 2583 nucleotides long. Its product is annotated as factor of DNA methylation 1. Gene Ontology annotation, biological process: gene silencing by siRNA-directed DNA methylation. The transcript has 8 exons. The coding region runs from base 256 to 2151 and encodes 631 amino acids. NCBI's taxonomy places the organism in Eukaryota, Viridiplantae, Streptophyta, Magnoliopsida, Poales, Poaceae. The record is from RefSeq and is a predicted model, not a curated record.